CGAUUGAAGUCACAUGUUUGAAUGAAGUUAAAGCCUACGUAAAUAGAAUAGUAAUGUUAUUUUUAUUUUAGUAGUUUCAUUUAGUUAAAUGUAAAGUAGAUUUUUCUGUGUAAAUAGUAGUUUAGAUAAAAUGGAUGACAUAAUAACGAACGAAGAAUUGUAUAGAAUAUUGAAUGAUAGUGAAGAUGAAGAUUUUAACAUGGAUUAUGACAGUGACAAUGAUCCAGCUUAUGAACCUGAUCCUGAUGUUGGUGCAAUUAGUGAUUCAGAUCAUGACAUGGAAGAUGAACAAUUGAUUGACACUGAGGAUGAUCCACCUGAAGAUUUAGUAGCUGAAGUUGAACAAAUCAACAGAGGACAAGAAAGGUAUGUUUGGGGCCCUGUGGGUGAUUCAAAUAUGCUUACUAACUUAGAUUAUAAUCCAAACAAUGAAGAUGUGGGUGUAAAUAGCGAUAUAAUUGAGACAAUGAUAAACUGUAAACCAAAAGACUUUCUUGAAUUAUUUAUGGUUUUUGUGGUAGAUAUGCAUAAUGAAUCAUAAGACUUGACUUGAUCACAGUGAUGUUUAUUACAAGACUAGUUAGUAUCUUGUUUUAUAAUAAACAAAUAUGUGCUAAGUCAAAUCUUAUUUUUCGA
Molecule: messenger RNA, 636 nt
Organism: Nilaparvata lugens (brown planthopper)
Lineage: Eukaryota; Metazoa; Arthropoda; Insecta; Hemiptera; Delphacidae
Exons: 2
Coding region: 131-541 (136 amino acids)
Source: RefSeq, a predicted model, not a curated record